AUGUUAAAUUAUGCUGACGAAAUCCAGAAAAUCUUUCGCAUCCGUAAGGUCAAAUGGCACAGUUUACACAACUUAGGCACCAUGACAGGCUAUGGUACAUACACAAUAAAAUCGAGUAGGGAAUCAAACGAUGAGGUGGAAAGAGCUCCGAAAAGAAUAAAAAGAGUCCUCAAACAGGGGCAGGGAGUUCUAGAUGAAGUUGACUUAAAGAAAUUGGACAUCGACAGGGAAAGAGUCUGUUCAAUUACUUUGUCGCCCUUAAAUGUAUAUGCUUGCCUCAAGUGUGGAAAGUUCUUGCAAGGGCGCAAAGAAAACAGCGUUGCAUUUCAGCACUCAAUUCAGGAAGAUCAUCACGCGUUCAUGAAUUUACACACAGGAAAAGCAUACAUAUUGCCCGAAAAUUACCAACUUGGCGAUAAUCCACUCCUUGAGAGGAUUAGGCUUUUCAUUGCCCCCUCAUAUACACCUCAGCAAAUUUCUGAGCUUCCAGUUCAAUGCUUCGACAUAUUCAACAAUGCCUAUUGGACAGGCUUAGUUCGCCUUAACGACAACAACAAUUCAUCUCAUAUAACGGUUGCUUUACAGUUAAUAGCACGAAUACCUCCGAUAAGAGAUUUUUUACUACUCACGGCUUCAGAUAAAUUUGAAGAUGAACUGCUAAACCGUUUGUCUCUCUUGAUUAAGAGAAUUUGGUCGUCUCACUUGCUAAAGUGUCAUCUUUCCCCCCAUGAGAUUCUUCACCACUUAUCUCUCACCAACAGCUCCCUUUUAACGCCGAAAAAUACGCCAGAACCUAAAGAUAUCUUUCUGUGGAUAAUAAAUCGACUAUUUGGUGCUGCUCCUGCCAUGAAGAAAUUAUUGAGUAAAGAGAUGAGGGGUGAACUAUUUUCGCUUACUCAGGAAGUUCCCCGUCAUGAUAAUCAACAAGAAGAUACGAAGUCCCUUGAAAAUUCUCAUACCACGCGGCGAAAAAUUAAAUUCUGGACGUUGACGUUGGACCUUCCGCCCAUGCCACUAUUUAAAGACGGUUUCGAUACAAAUAGCAUCCCUCAAGUAAGGUUGGAAGACCUAUUGACUAAGUUCAAUGGUGUCGAGAAAGCACAAACGAAGCAGGGGACGAUAGCACUUAGCCUAUCAAAACUUCCUAGGCUUCUCAUAUUGCACAUUAAUAGGUUCAAUCGAGCUGUUGAGUGCCCGAUAAAGAAUCGCAACCAAACAAUCGUCAAACUUCCUUCCAUCCUGAAGGUCAAAGGCUCCAAGUUCAAACUUAUUGCGAUCAUUUCACACAAGGGAGUUCGAGGGACUUAUAGCGAUGAGACCGAGCUAGACCAGGAAAGCCAAUGGAGCAUUAUUGUUUACGAGAAAAGUCUGGAAGAAUGGUUCGAGGUAAACGAUAAAAGUAUAACGAUAAAAGAAAAGGAGCUACUGUUUUUAGAGGAAAGCUGCAUACAAGUCUGGGAGGCCAUGGAAUAA
Messenger RNA from Lachancea dasiensis, 1473 nucleotides. Lineage: Eukaryota; Fungi; Ascomycota; Saccharomycetes; Saccharomycetales; Saccharomycetaceae. The record is from the annotation of a GenBank genome assembly.